CUUUGAUGCCAGCUUGUUAACUGUGUCCUGGUUCUAUCCACAGUGAAAACACAGGUUGUGAUCAGGACAAAUGGAGACAACAGCAGUGUGUGACAUUGAUGUGGCGACCAGGAGAAUAGUGGGAGGCAGUGAUUCUCCUACCGACCUGGACAGCUCUUGUCAGGAAGAGGUUGCAGCGUAUGAUUUGGGCUUGUGCUGCGCUGAGGAGGAGAGAGGGGAAACUCCAGGCAGAGAGGAUAGUCCCAGUGAUCUGGGGGAGGCAGAUCUUGAUCCUGGAGGAGACCCCAAGAGUGGAGAAGACAAGGCCUUUGGUACAAACACUCUCGUCAUUACAUACUGGAAGGAGGUCGCUCUGUUGAUGCAGGCUCUGAAUUCUCUGGCCACUCCUGAAGAGAAACUGGCUGCUUUGUGCAAGAAAUAUGCCGACCUGCUGGAGGAGAGCCGCUGCAUGCAGAAGCGACUGAAAGCCCUGCAGAAGAAGCAGUCUCAGAUUGUGAAGGAGAAGAUCCACCUGCAAGGGGAGCACAGCAAGGCCAUCCUGGCUCGCAGCAAGCUGGAGAGCUUGUGCAGGGAGCUACAGAGACACAACAAAACUCUGAAGGAUGAGAAUGCUCAGCGGUCCAGGGAGUACGAGGAGCAGCGGAAGGAGGCCAUGCUACACUUCCAGAUGACCUUGAGUGACAUUGAGGUGCAGAUGGAGCAGCACAGCUCCCACAACACCAAACUGAGGCAGGAGAACAUGGAACUGGCAGAGAAGCUGAAAAAGCUCAUCGAGCAGUAUGAGCUCAGAGAGGAGCAUAUAGACAAGGUGUUCAAGCACAAGGAGCUGCAGCAGCAGCUGAUGGAUGCCAAGCUUCAGACCAUCACAGAGAUGAUGAAAGAAGUGGAAGAGAAGCAGCAGAGAGAGAGGGACUUUCUGCUGAAAGAUGCCACUGAGUCCAGACGCAAGUGUGAGCUAAUGAAGGAGCAGGAAACACAACUCAAACAACAGCUCUCCUUGUACAUGGACAAGUUCGAGGAGUUUCAGAGUACUCUUGCUAAAAGCAAUGAGGUCUUCACCACUUUUAGACAAGAGAUGGAAAAGAUGACAAAGAAGAUCAAGAAGUUGGAGAAGGAGACAACACAGUGGAAGAACAAAUGGGAGAGUAACAACCAGGCCCUGCUGCAGAUGGCUGAGGAGAAAACUCUGCGCGAUGGCCACUUCAAGGCCCUGCAGGGGAAGUUGGAGCUGCUGGAGAGGCUGUGCAGAGCGCUGCAGAAGGAGAGGAAUGACCUGAACAAUCGGCUCAGCCUCCUGCAGGAGCAGGGAGACAAAGGGACCACAGCAGCUCCUGAAGACCAGCGACAGGAGCCUUUAGCGGAAGAGCAGGAGGAGGAGGAAGGGGAUGGGGAUGUGGAGGAAAAGGAUGGGGAAAUGGGCUCAACACAGGAGACAGAGGGCAUUCAUCAAGCUCCCAGACCACCUGGACUUGACUACUCUCCGGCUGCUACUGACAAAACCACUACUGCUACAACAAGCAGCCCUCCUGCAGACACACAGGACUGAGCCAACCUAUAUGUGUGUGAGUAUAGAUGAGAAGGGUGUGAUACUAGGGUUCCACACGCCUCCAGCCUAGUUCCAGAACUAGCCAGACAAACCAUCUUCAAUGGAGAUAUAGAUUUCCUCUGUUUUUUAAGUCUACACUUGCCUUUGCAGGUUUCUACACAGAAACUGAACUUAUAUCUUUUUGUGUAAUCAUUUAAGAAGAAUAAAGUGACUUUAUCAAAGAUUCUAUUCUAAGAGCUAGCCCACCUUUAGGUUGGCCGUAAUAAUUGGCUUUGUGGAGAGCACUUUGUACUCCAUUUUCUACCAUAAGUGUAUUUUCAUAAGAAAUAUCCAUGCAAUCUAAUUGAAGCAGUCCGUCUUUAAUUUCGUCAAAUGGCCCAUCCCUGUGAUGUUGCAUCUCAUCAGAAGUUCUCCAGUGAUUCUGUCACAAAUGGGUCCACAUGCUUUUUUUCAUAGGUAAGUGUGUUAGUGUAGCCCACAGUGAGAAUGUGAUCUGAGGAGGAAGCAGGACCUAGUGUAGAGCAAGCACAAUGUAGAGUUGGCUCGUUUGACAUCUUCAUUGUUGAGAUUUUUUUUGUGUGUGUGUGGAUAAGGUGGUAUUUUGGAACCAGAGGUAUCUUGACAAAAUGAAUCUGUAAAUCCAUAUAAAAUGGCUACCUUGACCCACCUGCUACCCAUCAACACCAGGACCAUCACUUUUUUGUUACAGAUUUUCCAAUAUUUUCUGUUUAGUUAUGAGUCUGAAAGCAAAAUUCUAAAGUGCACAAGCGGAACAAGCUGCACAGUGUCACUAUGACCGACACACCCUGUCAUUAUACCAGGCUAAUGUUGCUUUGCUAUCUAAAUGGGAGGGCUAGAGAGCUCUGCACAUAUCUCUCAGAAGACAGUUAUUUCAUUGCACUCAGUUGUUGCUGUGAUUGGAAAUUGAAUUAGUUGUGUAACAAAUGAAAACAGAGAAGUGGAAACCCUGGUUCCUUUUUAUCCCCCCCUGCAACUGCCGAUUACUAAAGGUAAAUGACAGUAUGUCACCACAGUCUAAGGAUGGUUGAUGUAACUUGACCAGGCAGCUACCGUCAUGAUUAAUUUGUAUCUAAUCCCUUUUUGUUGCUACUGGAGGUUGUGUUUUUACCUAGCAACACCAGUCUGUGGUUUACGCAAUAUGCAUCAUCGUAUCAACCAGACUCGGUUAAACCCAUGUUUCCUCACUAGAUUCAAAUCAGCAUCUCCACAGGCCCUUUUCUUUUGAAACUGAUGUCAAUACGAUCCAUCAUGCAGGGUGCACAGAGAACAGCUGAGUCAGGAGUAAACGGCUUCAUAUACCGGCUAAUAACUUCCUGUAAUUGUGUGAAAACUUAAAUCAUGCUGGUACAUCACAAUAAACUGCCUUAUCAACUUUGAAGCCUGAAGGUGGAAGAAAACCUGAUGAUUUGGUUUGAACACUAAGAUUUUGUUAAAUAUCUUACAGAAGCUGUCAAUACUGUUUGAGUGUAGUCCUGAUGUGUAGGAAACAGAUCAUUGGCAGGAUCAGAUGUGUGUAGCAUACAUGAUCUCUGGUUUUCACACUUACUGGAAAUUUUAUUCUCCUUCACUCAGUCCGGGUCAACACUGAUUGCAGCUGCUGUUCCUCAGCAGCUCUGAUAACCUAAAAAACAUCAUUCCUGAUGCACAGCAUCUUGUUAGGCCCUAAGACAAGUUCCAGUUUGUAGAAAUCAUGAGUGAAUCUGAGAAACUAAAGUGCAAUGAUUUUUUCCUUCUCAUGGAGUAAUGUCCUUUCUUAAGUCUGUUUCAGUGUCUGAGUAAGGUCAGCAAGAGUCAGGUUGGGUUGUUUCAAAUAUUUUUCCUUCAUUAUGUACUGAACAGUUGGCCUGUUUAACAUGUCAAUGAAAUGUCCUUGAAGACAUUGCCUUGCUGUUCAGCUGAUUUUCUUACUAAUGUUCUCCCAACGCAUUUACCUUCACAUUUUGUGGACAUGUGAACUCAAAGGCUCGGUUGACGUGUGCGUACUUCUCUGGUAUCAAGUGGUGGACAGUUGUCACACCCCUGAGCAGCAUGUUUCCUCUUUGCCCAGACUGACACUCAGGUAAUGUCAGAAUCUACCUCUGUAGAAAUUGUGAAAGAAGAGGCACGAGUCAGCACCGCUUCAGAGGGCUUUAUUUUUACUGAAAAAGCCCACACCCUCUUUGAUUGUACAAUGUUCUUAAAAUCCUGUCUUUCUUUUCAAUAAACAUUUUGUAGAAUUUG
Molecule: messenger RNA, 3787 nt
Organism: Limanda limanda (common dab)
Lineage: Eukaryota; Metazoa; Chordata; Actinopteri; Pleuronectiformes; Pleuronectidae
Gene: txlng
Product: taxilin gamma
Exons: 11
Coding region: 71-1546 (491 amino acids)
Biological process (GO): regulation of cell cycle
Molecular function (GO): syntaxin binding
Source: RefSeq, a predicted model, not a curated record